CAGCAAUCCAACAACGCAUUCAGGUACAUCGAAGCCAAAGAAGGGUAAGACCUGUAAAGAACCGUCCAAUAUGGACGUCGCAGACCCCGAGGUCAACGGGACGACCACACCCACUCCCACCACCCCUAAGAGGACCUCAGGCCUCGCAUUGACCGAGUACACCGCCAAUCCCACACCACCAUCAGAACGAGCAGACAUACCUUCCUACGACGUUCCACAAGAUUUUCUCCUUCCCACUGGCUACCCUGACUACCUGCGACUAAUCCUCACCUCUCGAGUCUACGAUGUCGUCUCCGAGAGCCCUCUCACCCACGCGGUCAACCUUUCCAACCGCCUGGAAUGCAAGGUCCUGCUCAAGCGAGAAGAUCUGUUGCCAGUCUUCUCCUUCAAGUUACGAGGCGCGUACAACAAAAUGGCACAUCUGCCGACCAAGGUUAGCUGGAAGGGCGUCAUUGCUUGCUCGGCAGGAAACCAUGCACAAGGCGUCGCUUACUCUGCCCGGCAUCUUAAAAUUCCAGCUACCAUUGUGAUGCCUGAAGGCACACCAGCCAUCAAGCACAUGAAUGUCAGCAGGAUGGGCGGGAGUGUGGUAUUACAUGGCUCAGACUUUGACUCAGCCAAACAACAUUGUCAUGAGCUAGAGAAGCAAUACGGCCUGACGAAUAUACCACCCUUUGAUGAUCCUUUUGUCAUUGCGGGACAGGGUACGAUAGGCAUGGAACUGCUGAGACAAACAUCUCUACAAAAGCUACAAGCUAUCUUUUGCUGCGUUGGUGGUGGUGGUCUGAUUGCAGGAAUUGGUGUCUAUGUCAAGCGGAUAGCACCCCAUGUCAAAAUCAUAGGUGUUGAAGCAUCAGAUGCCAACGCACUCGUGGAGUCGCUAAAGCAAGGCAAGAGGGUGCUCUUGAAGGACGUCGGACUCUUCGCAGACGGUGCCGCUGUCAAGACGGUAGGGGAGGAGACAUUUAGGAUCUGUCAAGAGGUCGUCGAUGAGGUCGUCCAAGUGAGUACGGAUGAGAUCUGUGCUGCUAUCAAAGACGUCUUUGAGGAUACGCGUUCUGUGCUGGAGCCUGCUGGCGCACUUUCAGUAGCUGGUCUGAAGAAAUGGGUCGCUCAGAAUCCAUCGGCAGAUCCAAGCAGGGAAUUGGUGGCUGUCGCAAGCGGUGCGAACAUGAACUUUGAUAGAUUACGGUUUGUGGCGGAGCGCGCUGCUCUAGGUGAGCAGAAGGAGGCUCUCCUGACAGUCACUAUCCCUGAACGACCGGGGUCUUUUGCUCAGCUGGUCGAAGCAGUUUUACCUCAAGCUGUCACAGAGUUUGGUUAUCGGCUUUCAACACAGGAUCAAGCACACGUCUUGAUGGGUAUUUCGGUGUCAUCAGCUGGCGCACGAGCAAAGGAACUGGGCUCCCUCUUUGCACGACUCUCUGCCGAGGGCAUGACGGCCAGAGACAUCUCUGACGACGAGCUGGCUAAGACACAUGUUCGUUAUCUCGUUGGCGGUCGAUCGGAUAUCAAAGAUGAGAGGCUGUACAUGUUUGAAUUUCCCGAACGACCAGGAGCCCUGUUCAAAUUCCUGAGAACCAUGCGGCCGGGCCAGAAUAUCACUUUGUUCCACUACCGAAACUACGGCGGCGACGUGGGCAAGAUCCUUGCCGGCAUACAGUGUCCAGAGUCAGAGAGGAGUGAACUGGAAGGGUUUCUGAAAGACAUAGGGUAUCCGUUUAAGGAGUGCACGGAUAGUCCGACUUACAAGAUGUUCCUGCGCAGUUGAAUAAUGGAUAUAAAAUGGCGUCUGCAUAUAGUGAUACCCUUACGACUCGAAUGAGGAUAAAUUCAUAGCCUUCGA
Messenger RNA from Exophiala xenobiotica, 1846 nucleotides. RefSeq names its product threonine ammonia-lyase, biosynthetic. The record is from RefSeq and is a predicted model, not a curated record. Gene Ontology annotation, biological process: L-threonine catabolic process. The transcript has a single exon. Bases 71 to 1771 code for a protein of 566 amino acids. Gene Ontology annotation, molecular function: pyridoxal phosphate binding; threonine deaminase activity. Lineage: Eukaryota; Fungi; Ascomycota; Eurotiomycetes; Chaetothyriales; Herpotrichiellaceae.